CCAGUCCAAUAAGCCAUAUAAAGGCGGAUAAAAGGGGAAGCAUAACGCAGGCCAAGAAAAUAAAUUACAAAAGAUAGCUUCGGAGAACUCUGUUGGAGAGUCCAAGACUAUAAAAGCUCUGCCCUGCCAAAAACGGAAGUUAGUGAGCGGAAGAAGAACAUGGGUGCCCAUCCACGGAACUUGAAGCUGCUGUUUCUUUGGACAUGUCUUACUACCGAGCUUUUACUUACGCCGGGUGCGACUGGAGUCGUGCAAGUAGGUAACCCAAUUCCUGGUGAGCUGCUGCAACGCAGCAAGCGGACCAUGACAACGAUCUGCGUGGAGAUUAGACCUAGUAGCCCGCAGGAUGAGCCGUAUUAUAUGUGCCGUGGUGCCAACUUUGGUGGCGAGAAUGGACAACAAAGCUGCGUGGAGGUCAGGAAUCAAGGCGGUCAGGGAGAGCCGUUCUAUAUGUGCCGGGAAGCGGGAUCCAAAGAACCCGAUGUUGAGAACCGCCCCACCCCUAAGCUUUCGCCCCCCAUAAGCCCCCAAUACGCCGCACAGCAUGAUUCCGUUCACAACUUUCCGUUGUAUCCCGCCUUUGAAGGCGGGUCAUUUCCACAGCAGGCAUUCCCAGAAGAUCCCAUUAACCACGCCCAUCCAGCGGGUCCGCCGUCGUAUCAGGAGAAGCCCCACCGUCAGCCUCUUCCUCAGCAGCACCAACCCCACUCCCAGUACGGAUACUACGGAAGCCCCAUGGCUGCCCCUUCACCUGCACCUCCAGCGCAGUCGUAUGGCCUGCCAGAACUUCCUCAGCCAACUGAGGACAGCCCGCCUGCAGCUCCACCAGGAUUUUCAGCUGGCCCGGGCCCAACGUCCACGCCCCCUUCGCAUGAUCCUGCAGCACCUGCGAGGUCGUCGAACCGCCCCAACGAAAAUGUAUUAGUUGGGAGCAGUCGGCAUCCAUUAGGUUUUGAAGACGAUGUGCUGGCCGUGCCGAAUUUGGGAUUUAAGAGAGCCGAACUCGACCUACAAUACCGCCGACCAGUGAAUCCGCCCCGUCCUCAGGAUCAGUUGAUGUGGGUGCCGCUAUCACAUAAGCAGGAGCCCGAAAAUGAUCCGGUUAUGAAAGCCUUCUACAGCAGUGUUUCGGAAUAUCCAACGCAAGAAGCCAUGGCACAUGGCAAACAGGCUACUGUUCCAAUAGAAUCGAUGGGUCAAUUGGCGCCUGGCUACAGCCCUUUCGAUAGCCAAUACCCAGGGUCACCUGCUCCACCAACGCAGCCGCCGCCUCCAACUCAGUCUGAAACUGAGGUGUCAGCUUCGCCCAAUCCAUACUGCAAUGCUCCAGCAACCUCUUUUCAAUGCCCUACGCAACCGGAUAACGGGGUGAGCUUCAGUACCUCCUGCCCAAGUUUCCAGCCAGUUAUUAUAUCCAUGCCUUGCUACGGGCAACGGCAGCCGACGCCCUACUUCGCUCUGCCGAGAACGCCACAAGGAAUGGUGAGAACUGGUCCCUUCGGAGGUGGCUUUGGGAUGGGUAGCCAGUUGGGAAGUCCCUUUGCCAUGACUCCUCAGAUAGGAGCCCAUGGAUACGACUUGGAACACCAGGUGGGUGGCCCCUUCGGCAUGGGAAUGCAGUUCGGCAUGGGUCUGAACCCAUUUGGGCCAUUUGGCGCCCUGAACCCUUUCAAUCCCUUUAACAGAAUCCUCGGAGCGCCGGCUCCAAAUGUUCCGGCGCCCAACAUCUUUCAACGGGUUUUCAAAACCAUUUCGACCACAGAAACAGCACCGUACACUGAAGCCCACACCGAAAGAUCAGGAAAACUAAACUUUUCCAGUAGCACACUGGCGUCUUCCAUCGCAGGACAGUCGGAUCCCAUUGUGAGCAAUGCCCAGGAGAGUUCCGAGGAUGAAGACUCUGCUGAAGAUAUUGACAGGGACGACCAGGCGCUAACCACACCCCUCCCAGCCUCGGAAGCGGAAGAUUCCGCUGACGCACAAGAGAUUUCGGUCAUCGUUAGCAAGGCGGCCGAACUACUCAAGCCCGACAAACGCAAGCGGCAUAAUCCGCGCUCCAGCGGACGCAUCCCCCAAAAGCACAGAUACCUGCAGCAAUUGUAG
This is a messenger RNA of Drosophila takahashii, 2103 nucleotides long. The record is from RefSeq and is a predicted model, not a curated record. NCBI's taxonomy places the organism in Eukaryota, Metazoa, Arthropoda, Insecta, Diptera, Drosophilidae.